Striga hermonthica is the source of this 1320-nucleotide messenger RNA. The record is from the annotation of a GenBank genome assembly. Lineage: Eukaryota; Viridiplantae; Streptophyta; Magnoliopsida; Lamiales; Orobanchaceae.
AUGGCGGUCAAGAAGAAGAUGAAAUGGCACGACUACGUUUUCCCGGGCUGCUUCAAGUCCGAAAAACCGAGCCCGACAAACACCCAGAAGAAGCCCGUUUCGAAACAAUCGUCGUUCAACAGGCUCUCGUUGACGGACUUCAGCAGCUCGACUCUCUCGGAGGACCUCUCGAUUUCCUUGGCGGGCUCGAAUCUGCAUGUCUUCACGCUUCAGGAGCUGAAGGUCAUCACUCAAAACUUCUCGCCGAGCAAUUUCUUGGGGGAGGGCGGGUUUGGGCCGGUCCACAAGGGCUUCAUCGACGAUCGGUUUAGGCCCGGGUUGAAGGCCCAGCCCGUGGCGGUCAAGCUCCUCGAUCUUGAUGGCUCACAGGGUCACAAAGAGUGGCUGACAGAGGUGAUUUUUCUGGGUCAACUAAGACACGCGCAUUUGGUUAAGCUGAUUGGGUACUGUUGUGAAGAAGAACAUAGGCUUUUGGUGUAUGAAUACAUGCCUAGAGGCAGCUUGGAAAAUCAACUCUUUCGAAGAUAUUCAGUUUCACUCCCAUGGUCAACAAGGAUGAAAAUUGCUCUUGGAGCGGCCAAAGGACUUGCUUUCCUCCAUGAAGCCGAAAAACCGGUUAUAUACCGCGACUUUAAAGCUUCGAACAUUUUGCUCGAUUCGGAAUACAAUGCCAAGCUCUCGGACUUUGGGCUCGCCAAAGACGGCCCACAAGGAGACGACACGCACGUUUCCACGCGAGUCUUGGGUACCACAGGUUAUGCCGCACCCGAGUACGUCAUGACAGGUCAUCUAACAGCUGCGAGUGACGUGUACAGCUUCGGGGUCGUGCUCCUGGAGCUCCUGACGGGCCGAAAAUCGGUAGACAAAACUCGGCCCCACAGGGAGCAGAAUCUUGUCGAGUGGGCCAGGCCCAUGCUCAAGAGUCCCCGGAAGUUGAACCGCUUGAUGGACCCGAGGCUCGAGGGGCAGUACCCUGAGCUAGGGGCCCAACGGGCCGCGACCCUGGCAUAUCAGUGCUUGAGCCACCGGCCCAAGCUUAGGCCCACCAUUGGCGAGGUGAUUCAAGACCUAGAGCCGUUGAAGGAUAUGGAGGACAUCCAUUAUGGCACGUUCGUGUUUGCCGUCUCGACCGAUAGUGACUCUCAAAAAGAGAGCUCGAGGGAUUAUAGUAAUAAUAGUAAUAACAACAACAACAACCAUAAUACAGAAAGCCGGAAAAAAGAGAGCGGUUACAAUCACCAUCGACACAAGCUCCGAGAGAGGGAACGGUACAGAUCAAAAUCGCCUAAAUCGCCACUUUCGUACGAGUCGCCUGCAUGA